Boleophthalmus pectinirostris (great blue-spotted mudskipper) is the source of this 1248-nucleotide messenger RNA. It is a transcript of the gene slc35d2, whose product is annotated as solute carrier family 35 member D2. The record is from RefSeq and is a predicted model, not a curated record. The transcript has 12 exons. Gene Ontology annotation, molecular function: antiporter activity; GDP-fucose transmembrane transporter activity. The coding region runs from base 128 to 1123 and encodes 331 amino acids. NCBI's taxonomy places the organism in Eukaryota, Metazoa, Chordata, Actinopteri, Gobiiformes, Gobiidae. Gene Ontology annotation, cellular component: Golgi apparatus.
CCGCCCAUUCACGCAGGGAGGACAGGAAAUCUAAACAUUACACUCAGAAAGAGGAAUCGGCUCGCCUCUCCCGCUGUCUGGCUCGGAGAGAGAGAAACGGAGUGUGUUCACCGCAUUAAGUUGUACGAUGACAACGAAAUGCGCCGCUCAGCCUUCGGGAAUGGCGAAGUUGAUGUCCGCUCUGUUUUACGCGGGCAGCUCUUUCCUGAUAACCGUGGUGAACAAGACUGUGCUGACCGGCUACAGGUUUCCUUCUUAUGCCUUUCUAGGAAUAGGACAGAUGGUAACUACGAUUGUGGUUCUGUAUGUGGCCAAAAAGAGCAACGCUGUGCAAUUUCAGGAUUUUGAUAGAAGUAUUUUCAAGAAGGUAUUCCCGCUUCCAUUGUUGUACACAGGUAACCACAUAACAGGUCUGGGGAGCACAAAAAAACUCAGUUUGCCAAUGUUUACAGUCCUGAGGAAGUUCACUAUACUCAUGACUAUGGGUUUAGAAGUGUAUUUAAUGAGAAAAACAUUCUCCAGACCGCUGGUGUACAGUGUUCUGACCAUAGUGUUUGGCGCUUUGAUUGCAGCCAGCUCAGACAUGGCCUUCGAGGUGGAGGGAUACGUUUUUAUUCUGCUCAAUGAUGCGUUCACUGCUGCGUACGGCGUUUACACCAAGAAGAAACUCGGGGUGGAGGGACUUGGAAAAUACGGUGUCCUGUUUUAUAAUGCCCUCAUCAUCGUCAUCCCCACUACCAUGAUAUGUGCAUAUACAGGGGACUUAGACAAGGCGUUAACAUUUCAGGAAUGGACAACAGUUCCCUUUUUAUUCUGUUUCAUCAUGUCCUGCAUUAUGGGGUUUGUACUGAUGUAUUCGAUAGUCCUCUGCAGCCAUUAUAACUCUGCUUUAACAACCACAGUAGUUGGGGCGAUAAAGAAUGUAGCUGUGGCCUACAUUGGUAUCUUUGUGGGAGGAGAUUAUGUGUUUUCUUGGACAAACUUUGUAGGCCUCACUAUAUGUAUGUCUGGUGGACUUGUGUACUCAUAUUUCAGCUUCAACACAACACCAGAGAGAACCAUAGAAGAGGUGAAAAUUGAUGUAACAGAAACCCUUCCUGAAGAGCAUCCUUCCAAGGAUUAAGAGAUUUUUACCACUAGGUGGUGCUAUUUUUCUCCAUACUGGAGCCAUUUAUUAUUUAUUAGAUGAUAUUUGUAAAUUAUUGAAAAUAUUUCUUAUGUAUAAAUAAAAAAAAGUUUACAGUCUGA